GUAAAUGGUAUAGGUUUUCAAAAGAAAGUCGGGACAAUAUAUAACUUUGUGUAGCUAUGUUUGUUUUUGGAAACAAUCACAUGCAACGAGUUGUUCCUUUCUAUUUCGACAAGCAAAUAGAGUCGUAUAAUUCGACAAAGGGAAAUCAACAAGAUGGUGGGAAAGAAGAAUGUGAUGCUAAGUGUUGUGAUUAUGAUGAUGAUAAUGUUUGGGUCGUGGGAAGAAGCAACAGCGGCUGUGUCCUUCCAUGACUGUUGGAUCAAAUGUACUGACGGGUGUAAUGACGAUGGCCCAUGCAUAGAUUGGUGCUACUUCACCUGUGCGAUGACAACAGCUCCUCCUCCUCCUCAACAUCAUAAGUCCACUCCUCCUGCAACUCAUUCCUAAAUUACUACAACUAUCCGGAUUACAAUCCUGCAUGCAUAAGGAAUAUAAGCAGAUUGUUGCAUAAUAAUUUUUUUAGUUUGAUCUAUACAUUUUGCUUGUUUUAUCUUUAUAUGUCUUCAUUAAUAAAAGUAUUCACCUUCAUUUUAACACAUUGUUCUAGUGCUAUUGUAUGUGUGGGUUACUAGAAACAAUGCACUACCUUUUUUUAGAGAUUGAUGGUCAUUAAUAUGUUGAAGUUAGCAGGUUCUGGCUAUCCUUUUAAUUGUGAAAUAGAUUAUUUUUAAUAAAUGUUGAUAUCAGUU
This is a messenger RNA of Linum trigynum, 689 nucleotides long. NCBI's taxonomy places the organism in Eukaryota, Viridiplantae, Streptophyta, Magnoliopsida, Malpighiales, Linaceae. The record is from the annotation of a GenBank genome assembly.